CUUUCAACGCUAAAUUACCAACUCUACCGAAGAACGUUGUCUCUGGAACAAAGUGUUUUCGUUACUCUUUCGACCGUCAAUGAAAACUCACCACAAGCGUGGUUGAAAGCGAGUGGGAAAAUGUUCCGUUAAAAAUAGGACAUUUUUCUGAGUUUGGAGCGGGGAGAGCGGCGCAGGUUCAAGUUUAGAUUCUUACUGUAACAACGAAUGCCUUGUGGACAUUGUGUUUGCCGAGGUGACUGCUAGCAACUAUUUAUCCCGACAGUGCUUUCUGCUUUUCCUGUCAAGUCAUCUGAUGCAGAGCAGUGGAUUUGUCUCCACCCGUUUGCUGAAAGAAGAAACAUGCCGUCUAAUAAGUCGGUGUCUGACGCUCCCAUCACUCAGUUCGUCAACUGCAGAAUCCUGAGGGACCACAAGCUGCAGAGAGAGGACCUGUGGGUGCGUGAAGGGAGGAUCCUAGACCCCGAGAAGCUGUUCUUUGACGAGCAGGGGUACGCCGAUAAACGCGUGGACUGUGAAGGCAGCAUCGUCGCCCCAGGCUUCAUAGACGUCCAGAUCAAUGCCUGUCUUCCCCCAUCAGGAGGAUACGGCAUUGACUUCUCCCAGGCCUCCGAUGAUGUCAGCAGUGGAAUUUCUUUUGUAGCCAAAAAGAUUCUGGAGCAUGGCGUGACAUCCUUCUGCCCAACACUAGUCACGUCUCCCCCCGCGGUCUACCACAAGGUUCUGCCUCAGGUCAAAGCCCAGAAUGGAGGGCAGCACGGAGCUGGAGUUCUCGGUUUUCAUCUGGAGGGUCCGUUUAUCAGUGAGGAGAAGAAAGGAGCACACCCGGAGCAGUAUCUCCGCACCUUCCGCUCCGGGGGCAUUGAGGACCUGGCCGAGGCCUAUGGGAGUCUGGACAACGCUGCCAUAGUGACACUGGCUCCUGAGCUGGAGAGCAGCCAGGCAGCAGUGAAGGAGCUCUGCCAGAGGGGCAUCACCGUGUCUUUAGGUCACUCGGUGGCAAACCUGUCCCAGGCUGAGGAGGCGGUUCAGAACGGAGCUUCCUUCAUUACUCAUCUCUUUAAUGCCAUGCUGCCUUUCCACCACCGGGACCCUGGUAUAGUGGGUCUGCUGACCAGUGAUAAGGUUCCGGCUGGCCGGACCGUGUACUAUGGCAUGAUAGCAGAUGGGAUCCACACCAACCCUGCUGCGCUACGGAUCGCUCACAGGGCUCAUCCUUCAGGUCUGGUGUUGGUGACGGACGCCAUCACAGCGAUGGGUCUUCCUCCUGGCCGUCACACUCUAGGUCAGCAGGUCAUCGAGAUCCAUGGCCUCCACGCUUACGUAGCAGGCACCAAGACUCUCAGUGGGAGCAUAGCCACAAUGGACAUGUGUGUUCGCCACUUCAAGCAGGCUUCAGGCUGCAGUGUGGAGGAGGCCCUGGCUGCUGCCUCGCUCCAUCCUGCUCAACUUCUGGGUAUCAGCCACAAAAAGGGAAACCUGGACUACGGUUCAGAUGCAGAUCUUGUUUUGCUUGACGAUGCCCUUAACGUCAGAUCCACCUAUAUUUCUGGGGAGGAGGUUUGGAGAAAAGGAUCACGGGAGAAAAAGUCGGCAGUUUGAAACUGACCCUACUCAGCUGGAAACAUUUGUGCCUUCAGGGGGAAGUGGCUUCCCACAGAUCCACAUAUCUGUUGAAUGAUUUAUUCAGUCGAGACACAAAGCGCACAAACCUCUCAGAUCCCAGACAGAACACAUCAAGCCGACAUGGAGUUGCCCAUCAUUUCUCUUCACUGUGACCCUUUGCCCCGUAUUUCAAAAAGUCUUCGUUUUUUUGAAAAUAUUCUAUUUAGUUAAUCCCUGGAUCCCAGAUUGUUUGUUAUAACUUAACUACUUUGCUGCUCUCUGCUUUCUAUACACAGUAUAUACUUUGAUCCAUA
This is a messenger RNA of Betta splendens (Siamese fighting fish), 1919 nucleotides long. It is a transcript of the gene amdhd2, whose product is annotated as amidohydrolase domain containing 2. NCBI's taxonomy places the organism in Eukaryota, Metazoa, Chordata, Actinopteri, Anabantiformes, Osphronemidae. Bases 343 to 1602 code for a protein of 419 amino acids. Gene Ontology annotation, biological process: N-acetylglucosamine catabolic process. The transcript has 12 exons. Gene Ontology annotation, molecular function: N-acetylglucosamine-6-phosphate deacetylase activity. The record is from RefSeq and is a predicted model, not a curated record.